UCCAAUUAACAAAGGAGCGUUGCUGCCAGCCAAUCAGAGAGGAGAACAUGCUAUAAAAGCCGCCACGGCUGCGGAGCGGUGUCAUUGCACUGUACAGGUCUUGGGAAGCGGCUCUGCUGCCUGAGAGCGAUGGCGCGUACGAAGCAGACAGCGCGUAAGUCGACGGGCGGGAAGGCGCCCCGCAAGCAGCUGGCCACCAAGGCGGCCCGCAAGAGCGCGCCGGCCACGGGCGGCGUGAAGAAGCCGCACCGCUACCGGCCCGGCACGGUGGCGCUGCGCGAGAUCCGGCGCUACCAGAAGUCGACGGAGCUGCUGAUCCGCAAGCUGCCCUUCCAGCGCCUGGUGCGCGAGAUCGCGCAGGACUUCAAGACCGACCUGCGCUUCCAGAGCUCGGCCGUCAUGGCGCUGCAGGAGGCCAGCGAGGCCUACCUGGUGGGGCUGUUCGAGGACACCAACCUCUGCGCCAUCCACGCCAAGCGUGUCACCAUCAUGCCCAAGGACAUCCAGCUGGCCCGGCGCAUCCGCGGGGAGCGCGCCUGAGGU
This is a messenger RNA of Chroicocephalus ridibundus (black-headed gull), 543 nucleotides long. Its product is annotated as histone H3. The record is from RefSeq and is a predicted model, not a curated record. Gene Ontology annotation, molecular function: protein heterodimerization activity; structural constituent of chromatin; DNA binding. The coding region runs from base 130 to 540 and encodes 136 amino acids. Gene Ontology annotation, cellular component: nucleosome. NCBI's taxonomy places the organism in Eukaryota, Metazoa, Chordata, Aves, Charadriiformes, Laridae. The transcript has a single exon.